Messenger RNA from Oncorhynchus nerka (sockeye salmon), 3206 nucleotides. It is a transcript of the gene arsa, whose product is annotated as arylsulfatase A. The coding region runs from base 221 to 1768 and encodes 515 amino acids. Lineage: Eukaryota; Metazoa; Chordata; Actinopteri; Salmoniformes; Salmonidae. Gene Ontology annotation, molecular function: arylsulfatase activity. The transcript is spliced from 8 exons. The record is from RefSeq and is a predicted model, not a curated record.
CUCGGUAAUCACAUGAUUUUUUAAAUGUUGCGUCAGUUGUGUAGUGUAGCAAACUCUCGCAGCUAUUAUCUCAACGAUACAGGGAAUAUUACAUAACAUUGGAGAAUAAGUGAACACGUAUAGCAAUUUAUUUAAAUCGUUAGGCCUCGACCUUGAACACAUUUUUAAAGCGAAGUAGCUUUAAACGUUAGAUAGCUAACGUUAAGCACUUUUCCUUUUCAUGACUAACUUCUGCUUGUUGCAACAGUCAGUCAGAAUGGGCCAUUUUCUAUCUCUCACCACCUUACUGUACCUGCUUGUUACGAGCUGCUCGGGCUCCCCUCCCUCGAAUUUCAUCCUCCUGUUCGCGGACGACCUGGGGUUCGGCGACCUAGGAUGCUACGGCCAUCCAACCUCGCUCACCCCCAACCUGGACCGAUUGGCGGCCGACGGACUGAGAUUCACUGACUUCUACUGUACCAGUCCCGUCUGCAGCCCCUCCAGGGCGUCUUUGCUGACAGGGCGCUACCAGACCCGGUCAGGGGUGUACCCGGGGGUGUUCUACCCUGGUUCCCGCGGGGGUCUACCGCUGAACGAGACCACCAUAGCGGAGAUGCUAAAGCCCCUGGGCUACGCCACGGCAGCCAUGGGGAAAUGGCACCUGGGCGUGGGGGAGAACGGGAUGUACCUGCCCACCCAACAGGGCUUUGACCACUACCUGGGGGUCCCCUACUCCCAUGACAUGGGACCCUGUCAGAAUCUGACAUGUUUCCCUCCAGAUGUUAAAUGCUUCGGAAACUGUGAUGUCGGCGUGGUAACCAUCCCACUAAUGCACAAUGAUGUCAUAAAGCAGCAGCCUGUGGACUUCCUGGAUCUGGAGAGGGCUUACAGUGACUUUGCCACAGACUUCAUCACCCAGUCUACCAGGAAGAAACAACCCUUCUUCCUCUACUACCCCUCUCAUCAUACCCACUACCCCCAGUAUGCAGGCCCGGCAACGGCAGGGCGGUCUCGAAGGGGUCCGUUUGGUGACGCUCUGCUGGAAUUUGACUCUACAGUAGGGAAUCUGCUCUCAGCUCUGGAACAUACUGGAGUCCUCAACAACACUCUCAUACUGUUCACUGCUGAUAAUGGGCCUGAGUUGAUGCGUAUGUCUCGGGGGGGUAAUGCUGGUCCUCUGAAGUGUGGUAAGGGCACCACCUAUGAAGGGGGCAUGAGAGAACCUGCCAUCGCCUACUGGCCUGGGACCAUCACACCAGGGGUCACCCAUGAGCUGGCCAGCACCCUGGACAUCAUGCCCACCAUCGCAGGGCUGGCGGGGGCCAAAUUACCAAUGGUGCAGCUGGACGGAGUGGACAUGACGGACAUCUUGGUCAACCACGGACCGAGUAAGAGAGAGGCCAUGAUGUUCUACCCUACAGACCCCAGUGAGAAGUACGGUCUGUUCGCUCUCAGGCUGGGCAAAUACAAGGCUCACUUCUACACACGCGGUGCAGGCCACAGUGAGACCACCCCAGACCAGGACUGUCACAUAAUCUCCUUCCUGAAGCCCCAUGAUCCUCCCCUGCUGUUUGACUUGGAGUCUGACCCCAGUGAGAACUAUCCCUUGUCUCCGCUGGGACGCCCCGAACUGCAGGCCCUGCUGCAGAGGAUAGGCGUGGUCAAGGAACAGUUUGAAGCCUCCAUGGUGUUUGGGGAGAGCCAGAUCGGGAAAGGUAGCGACCCUGAUCUUGAGCCCUGCUGCACCCCGCACUGCACCCCCAAACCUUCCUGCUGCCAGUGUGGCUGAUGCACCCUCAAACCUACAGUACGGCUUGUACUAUACCUUAAGUAAGACUAGUUCUAGUACCUCUAUUACUGUGGAUGAGGUACCCCCAAACUUAACCUCUGAAAGUGUGGAAAGACAGUUCUUUAAGCCAUAUCAGAGACUGUGGGAAGCAGCACCUUUUCAAACAUUAGAAAUGGUACAUCCAGCAUGGCCAUUGUUCCACAUGAGUGUCUGAUCUACCAAUUCUAAUUCUAUGGAUGCGGGCACCCUCAUGUGGACCCUGCAUCCCAGUGACAACACCACCCAAAGACUGCGCCUCAAUGACGCACUUAGAAACUGUGUGGUGUUUUAUCUUCAGCCGUUGUAGAAAAGAUGCAUUGUUAAAACACUCGUAAGCCUAAGUUCCAUCGCUAUCGGGGAAACCGGGCUAGUUUUUACAAAAGACGGUGUGUGUUAUUUUUAAAUACAGGAUUAUAUUAAUACAUUCUCUUUCACUAUAAAAUAGUGUAACAUCUCACACCCAGAAGAGAGGAGUGGUAGUUAAGUUCAAACAUGUCUUUACGAACUAAACAGACCUUCAUGUAAACAAAUUGUACAAAUCUAGGGAAAUGUAUUUUACAGAUGACAAUUUCAUAUAGCCUAGCUAGUCUAUAAUCAGGUUGUUGGUCUGAGAUACAUGAUUGUAGCUUGGACCUAAAUCAUGCAUUAAUGUUGACAUUUGAAUUCCAGUGGCAGAUCUGAAGUUAGGAUUUCCCCCUAUAAAUGAACAGAUUCAUGAAACUGUUAUUGUGACCCAGUAGCACGGUGACACAAGCACAAGAAAGAGACAGUCAGACUCAUUUGAACAUCAAGCAUAUAUUUUAUUCAUAAGACCAAACCCAUGACAAGGCAAAGUGUAUUUAUUUAUUUUUUGACUUUUAGAUUUGUACAAGUCCUCAUUUUUUAAAGAUAACUUUGUAUUUGUCACAUACUGAUGCUCUAGUUAUACAGUGAAGAAUCUAGUUUGUUUAUGCAUUGAAGUCCAAAGUUUUGAUGAACUGUUAACUGGAUGUUUGAGCUGCUAUACAGGAAUAGGGAAUCCUUGGGGGUUGGUUGGUGUACUGUAUCUAUCAGGGAAGAUAGAAGGGCUUCAACUAAGCUCUUACAGGACAGAAAAACAAAACAAACAGGUAAGAGAUGGAGCAUGUCUGGAGCUCAAAGCCAUGGGCUAUAUUGGCAAGAUGCGAAAGGUUCCUGUAUAAAAGCAGGCUCUCUGAAAGCUGUUUUUAAUUGGUUCAGCUCUACUUCUCUGCUCUAUCAACGGAUUGGGUGGGUGUUGGAUCUCAAAGGUGUCACAUAUGUGCCUAAAGGGGUGUUGCUAAAGCCUGUCUGUGGGGUGAAUGUUUGAGUUAGCAAGAACCCAAAAUGUCACCUUAGUGGUUGACGUAGCACACUCGAAUAAAACAACUGGUAAUUUAAA